UUGAUGAUAACAUUGUAAGGUAUAGGUUUCUCGAAGUAUCACGACAGUUACUGAUUCGACGUAUCUGACAACACAUCAAAGAUGGCAAAGCAAGUUCACACUUUUAUAAUCAUCAUUGUAGUAGUUACAUCCACUAUUUUAUACUCAGGAAGUGCAUUGAAAUGUUAUCAAUGCAACUCGCUGGAAAACAAGGACUGUUUAGAGGGUCCACUGCUAGAUACAAUGAUUAUAGAAUGUAGAUUACCAUCAACGCCAACGAGCAGCAGCGCUCCACCAACGGGCAGCAGCGCUCCACCAACGGUCAGCGGUCCUCCACCAACGGCCAGCGGCCCUCCACCAACGGCCAGCGGUCCUCCACCAACGGGCAGCGGCGCUCCUCCAACGGGCAGCAACGCUCCAUCAACGGGCAGCGGUGCUCCAUCAACGGGCAGCGGCGCUCCACCAACGGGCAGCGACGCUCCAUCAACGGGCAGCGGCGCUCCACCAACGGUCAGCGACGCUCCAUCAACGGGCAGCGGUGCUCCAUCAACGGGCAACGGCACUCCACCAACGGGCAGCGACGCUUCAUCAACGGGCAGCGGCGCUCCACCAACGGGCAGCGGUGCUCCAUACACGGGCAGCGGCACUUCACCAACGGGCAGCGACUCUCCAUCAACGGGUAGCGGUGCUCCACCAACGGGCAGCGACGCUCCUCCAACGGGCAGCAACGCUCCAUCAACGGGCAGCGGUGCUCCAUCAACGGACAGCGGCACUCCACCAACGGGCAGCGACGCUCCACCAACGGGCAGCGGCGCUCCAUCAACGGGCAGCGGUGCUCCACCAACGGGCAGCGACGCUCCUCCAACGGGCAGCGGCGCUCCACCAACGGGCAGCGGCGCUCCAUCAACGGGCAGCGGUGCUCCACCAACGGGCAGCGGUACUUCACCAACGGGCAGCGACGCUCCAUCAACGGGUAGCGGUGCUCCACCAACGGGCAGCGACGCUCCUCCAACGGGCAGCGGUGCUCCAUCAACGGGCAGCGGUACUUCACCAACGGGCAGCGACGCUCCAUCAACGGGUAGCGGUGCUCCACCAACGGGCAGCGACGCUCCUCCAACGGGCAGCGGUGCUCCAUCAACGUUCAGCGGUGCUCCAUCAACGGGCAGCGGUGCUCCACCAACGGGCAGCGGUACUUCACCAACGGGCAGCGACGCUCCAUCAACGGACAGCGGCCCUCCACCAAUGGGCAGCGGUGCUCCAUCAACGGGCAGCGGCUCUUCAUCAACGGGCAGCGACGCUCCAUCAACGGACAGCGGCACUCCACCAACGGGCAGCGGUGCUCCAUCAACGGGCAGCGGCGCUCCAUCAACGGGCAGCGGUGCUCCAUCAACGGACAGCGGCACUCUACCAACGGGCAGCGACGCUCCAUCAACGGGCAGCGACGCUCCCCCAACGGGCAGCGACGCUCCCUCAACGGACAGCGACGCUCCAUCAACGGACAGCGGCACUCCACCAACGGGCAGCGACGCGCCUCCAUCGGGCAGCGGCACUCCACCAACAGGCAGCGACGCUCCAUCAACGGGCAGCGGCGCUCCAUCAACGGACAGCGGCACUCCACCAAUGGGCAGCGGUGCUCCAUCAAUGGGCAGCGACGCUCCAUCAACGGACAGCGGCACUCCACCAAUGGGCAGCGGUGCUCCAUCAACGGACAGCGACGCUCCAUCAACGGGUAGCGGUGCCCCCCCAACGGGCAGCGACGCUCCACCAACGGGCAGCGGUGCUCCAACAACGGGCAGCGACGCUCCAUCAACGGGCAGCGACGCUCCAUCAACGGGCAGCGGCGGUCCACCAACAGGCAACAUUUUAUUAAUGAGCAUUUCGGAAGAUCCGAAUAAAAUGGCAAUAAACCACCAUAGUAGACUACGAAGGAGUGUUCUUCCAUACAUUCAACGAAAUACAUAUGCAGAAGAAGAAUGGAAUUGUGCUAUAAUUAAACAUUAUUACAGUAACAACACUGAAGCCACUGAACGUACUUGCAUUCUUUCCAAUUUUACAUGUACUGAUAGUGAUGGAUGUAAAAUUGUAAAACAAUGCAAUACAAAUGAGUGCAAUAAUGCUAAUGUGAUAUCAGUUAAUACGAUGACUUUAACGUGGCUUAUGCUUUCGUGGGUGGCUAUUAAUUUUAACUCUUACUAAUUCUUAUUAAUUUUUGAACUUGAAGUGCAGUGUCAUUGUAUCGUGUCUUAAAACUAAAAAAUAUCUUAAAACUUUGCUUAAAAAUCUUCAAGCAAAAAUCUAUAUUUAGGAGCUAAUGUAAAUAUAUUUAUCUAGUAAAUUUCAUCAAGUCAAGCGUUAUGUAUCAAGCAAAUAUAAAAAU
Molecule: messenger RNA, 2356 nt
Organism: Acromyrmex echinatior (Panamanian leafcutter ant)
Lineage: Eukaryota; Metazoa; Arthropoda; Insecta; Hymenoptera; Formicidae
Source: RefSeq, a predicted model, not a curated record